Messenger RNA from Dictyostelium purpureum, 780 nucleotides. RefSeq lists its product as uncharacterized. Gene Ontology annotation, biological process: mitochondrial fission; peroxisome fission; autophagy of mitochondrion. The coding region runs from base 1 to 780 and encodes 259 amino acids. Gene Ontology annotation, cellular component: peroxisomal membrane; mitochondrial outer membrane. Gene Ontology annotation, molecular function: protein binding. The record is from RefSeq and is a predicted model, not a curated record. NCBI's taxonomy places the organism in Eukaryota, Evosea, Eumycetozoa, Dictyosteliales, Dictyosteliaceae. The transcript is spliced from 2 exons.
AUGAUAAUUAAAGAAAAAAAAAGUAAAUUAAAUUUAAAAUAUAUUUGGUUAAUAAAAAUCAAACCUGGGUUUAAUAGAACAGUAAUUUCAUUUUUUCACUCAAUAAAUCAAUGUUUUAAAGACCAGCAUCAAAAAAUCAAAGAAAAAAAAAAUAGAAAAAAAGAUAAAGAUAUAGAUAGAGAAUUUAGACAUAAUACAAAGCACAACAUGAACGAUCCAAUGGUGGAAAAUAAUGAUUUUACAGAUAGAUCAAUAUUCAAUAAACAUCAAGAUAAUGCAUAUAAAAAAAGUCAUACUCAUCACCACCAUCACCCACACGAAACAAAACAAGACUACUUUGAAAAGGAUAUAAAUACAAAUGAAAAUAUUAAUAUUCCAUAUGUCAAAGGAGAAAUUGCAACAGAUAAAAAAUAUUUUGAUAAUACCAAUUAUUUAGAAGAACUAUCAUCACUCGAAAAGAAAUAUAAUAUAGAAUUAAAAAAUGGUAAUUUAUCAAACGAAACUUCUUUUGAAUAUGCUAAAAAACUAUCUCACUCUCAAAAUAAAGAAAAUAGAAGAAAAUCUAUAGAUUUAUUUUUAGAAUUAUUAAAAAAUGAUAAAGAAAAUCAAGAAAGAUAUUUACUUGAACUUGGUACAACCUAUUAUAAACAAGAAGAUUAUAAUAAUGCAAAUGUAUACAUCGAUAAAGUUUUACAAUCUUCACCUUUAAAUAGACAAGCACUUUCAUUAAAAUAUUUAGUCGGUCCAGUUAAUCCACCCCCUAUCCAAGUAAACUCGUAA